UGUGCCUCAGACAAGUUGGCUGCCUCAAGCCACACCAGAACGAGGCAGCGGGACGGCUGGAUGGGUGUUCACGGAGCCUCAGCUGCGAGCCAGCGCUGGGGACUCUGUCCUGCUCCAGUGCCUCUUCCUAGACCCAGUGGCCAAGGGCUGGACCAUGGCCAAAGUGGACUGGCUGCACGUGGCAGGAGUCGGCAGGAAGGAGGAGGAGAUGGUGUUCUAUUACUACAGUGACCAAAGCAUCCCCGUGGGCCGUUUCCGUGGCCGGGUGCAGUGGCAGGGGGACAUGUCCCGCUGGGAUGGCUCUAUCCAGCUGCAGGACGUGCAGGUGAAUGACAGUGGCACCUACGUCUGUGAGAUCAGACUGCUCCAGCACAGCAGCAUCUUCAAGAACCACACGGUGCUGCACGUCAGCCCCACGGGACAGAGAGCAGGACGAGCAGCUGCAGGUGCCCAGGAAGCUGCAGCUCCAGGAGAUGUUGGGUUUUGGCCUGUGACCGUGGGCUGUAGCUGUGUGGCUGUUGUGCUGGCUUUCCUGGCUGGACUCAGCCUGAGGAGGAGGUCUGCAGCCAACGUGGCCCUGGAGAGGACUGGGAACCAGGCCAGCAAGAUGAAAACAGAGGAAGCAGUUUACUCCUCAAUCCCUGGACCUGAGGCACCCAAGGCUGAACAGAAAGCAGGGAAGAAGAAGAAAGCUGAGGAAACCUACAUAACCAUGCAUCCCUCUCCCUUCCGGGAGAACGGUGUCUACGUGGAGCUGGCCAGGAGGGUGAUCCCAGCAGAAUGGAUGGCAGAGGGGAGACAGAGCAAUGGACAAAGUGAAGAACCCUGCAGCAGACGAGAGAUGGCACUUCCUUGGGCUCCGGAGGGGGGAAAACAGCCGUGUGGGAGGAUGUAAGCCCCUUAGCCAGCAGGUUGUGGGCGAGCUGUCUCUGUUUUUUGGGACAGGCCAGCGUUCUGCUACUGUCAGCUGUGCCACUUCUCUGCCUGCUCUGUGCCAGAGUCCCUGCUGGGCAAUGUCCCACCCUGGCUGGCUGCCAAGGGACCAGGGGAGAGGAGGGGCACAGCCCAAGCUUUGAUCCUGGUGGGUGCAACUCCAGUUCCUGAGAGAUAAUGAUCCCUAAGGAGAGCCUGGCAGGGGGAGAUGCAGCGGGAGCUGUGCAGCCGUGGCACUGGUAUCUCCUGAAGUUAAUAAAGCUCAGGAAGG
Molecule: messenger RNA, 1204 nt
Organism: Calypte anna (Anna's hummingbird)
Lineage: Eukaryota; Metazoa; Chordata; Aves; Apodiformes; Trochilidae
Gene: JAML
Product: junction adhesion molecule like
Exons: 7
Coding region: 155-895 (246 amino acids)
Cellular component (GO): membrane
Source: RefSeq, a predicted model, not a curated record